Messenger RNA from Drosophila mauritiana, 2739 nucleotides. It is a transcript of the gene MED25, whose product is annotated as mediator of RNA polymerase II transcription subunit 25. Gene Ontology annotation, cellular component: transcription regulator complex; mediator complex. The coding region runs from base 107 to 2677 and encodes 856 amino acids. Gene Ontology annotation, biological process: positive regulation of transcription by RNA polymerase II. The transcript has a single exon. The record is from RefSeq and is a predicted model, not a curated record. NCBI's taxonomy places the organism in Eukaryota, Metazoa, Arthropoda, Insecta, Diptera, Drosophilidae.
CGAUAUCCAAAACAAACGAAAAAAGUAGAAGAGCGGUGAAAAGCAGACAACAUAGUUUACAUUUUUUGCAACAAGUUUUCCAACUUAAGCCAACUCCCAUCGUCCAAUGGAGGUGGACCAGAUUCCCCUGGCCGACGUGGUCUUCGUCAUCGAGGGCAGCGCCAUCAACGGAGCCUAUAUCAACGAACUAAAGACCAACUACAUCCUGCCGACUUUGGAGCACUUCACCACGGGCUCCAUCGACGAGCGGGAGUACCUGAUUGCGGAGCGCUUUGCUACGCUGUAUGGUAUCGUGGUCUACCGUACGGCGGCCAAUCUGCUGGAGCCAGUUUGUUCCACCUAUGGACCCUUCCUGCAGCCCCAGAAAGUGAUGGAGACGAUCGAAAGAUUGCCAUUGGUGGGAGGUGGAAUGGAGUCUUGUGCCCACAUGGCCGAAGGAUUUGCUGCGGCCCACGGCUGUUUUGACGACAUCAGCGAACGACGCCAACUGCUCGAUCAGACCAGCGUCCAGAGGCACUGCAUUCUCAUCUGCAACAGUCCGCCGUACCAGAUGCCCACAACGGAAUCGUGGAAGUAUCCGGGCAAAUCAUGUGAGCAGCUGGCGGCACUCUUCAACGAGCGCAAAAUCAAUCUGUCCAUUAUUGCGCCACGCAAGAUGCCGGUGUUGUUCAAGCUUUUUAUGAAGGCUGACGGAGAUCAGCCCAUUACGAGCAAAAACUACGCCAAGAACAUAAGACACCUGGUGCUCCUAAAGGGAUACAGUCUUAAGGAGCGAGCACCUAGUCCCAACAGCAUGGCGGCCCAAAUGGCUGCUCCCAAUGCGGCACAGGCUACAGUGCAGCAGCAACAACAACAACAACAAAAUCAAACUGGUCAGCAACAAGGCCAGGGCAUGCCCAUGGACACCACUCCAGCCCAGCAGCAGCAGCAGCAACAACAACAGCAGCAGCAACAACAAGGCAAUCCUCAGCAGCAGGUCAUGAACAUGAACACGAUGCAGCAACAGCAGCCCGGUCCAAAUCCCCCAGCGGGCUUACUCAAUCCACAGCAGCAACAGCAACUAUUGCAGCAGCAGCAGCAGAAUCAAUUCGUUUCCAAUCAAAUGCAGAAUCCGAACUUCCAACAAAACGUGGGACCCGGCCAAAACCGAUGGAUGUAUCCCAACCAGCCGGGUCAGGCGCGUCCGCCCUUCAUGCAGGGAGCAGGCAAUGUGGGCGGUGUGGGCCAAGGCGGUGGCAUGCAACAGAAUACAAAUUCUGCUCUGAUAUCGCGCAUUAAUGCGCCGCCGCCGAACCAAACUGUGACCUCGCUGCAGCAGCAGCAACAGCAGCAGGCGCAGCAGCAGCAGCAACAACAGGCCCAACAGCAGCAGCAACAAAGGAUGCAGAUGCUGAGCCAACAGCAGAUGCUGAACCACCAGCAGUUGCAGCAGCAACAGCAACUGGCCCAGCAACAGCAGCAGCAGCAGCAAGGACAGCAACAGCAGCAGGGAAAUCCCAAUGCAGGAAACAAUAUGAUGCCGGCGAGCAAUACUGGCAACAUGUCUAAUCCGCAGCAGCAGCAACAACAAGUGGGACAGCAGUCUAAUCCCCAGCAGCAAGUCAAUCCGCAGCAGCAACAGCAGGGAAAUUCACAGCAGGAGCAGGCCUCUUUGAGGGAAAAGAUCUGGACCGGAAUUCUGGAGUGGUCAGAGAAGCCGAAAUCCGAUCAGCAGAAGAUUCCCCAUACACUCCAGUGCACCGUGUGCACCAACAUCAAAGAUGGCGAGCCCGAGAUCAAGGCUGAGAACUGGCCGCCCAAGCUGUUGAUGCAGCUAAUGCCCAAGCACCUAGUCGGCAAUAUCGGUGGGCAGUUUCUCAAGGAUUCAAAAAUGGUUGUUUUUCGACCCACUCCAGGAGAGGCACUUGAUUCGUUGGCCAAGAUGAUGACCUCCGGCUACGCUGGCUGCGUUCACUUCUCCUCCAUCCCCAACUCGCCAGCCUGUGACCUUAAGGUUCUCAUUCUACUCUACACGCCCGAUCGCAACGCUUUUCUGGGCUUCAUUCCCAACAAUCAGGCAAUGUUUGUGGAGCGUCUGCGCAAAGUCAUACAGCAAAAGCAGCACGGCAACAUGCAACAGCAGCAGCAACAGCAGCAAAUGAUGCAGCAGCAGGGCAAGUCGCCCAUGGAGCUGCAGCAGCAACAGCAACAACAGCAGCAACAGAUGCAACAAGAUAACUCGCAGCAGCAACACUACAACCAGUUCCAACUCAAUAUGCAGAUGGGUGGUGGAGGUCCUGGCGGCGGACCCGGUCCCGGGCCCGGCGGCAUGCCCAUGCAACAGAAUCAAAUGCAGAUGAACAUGAUGCAGCAACAGCGAAUGCCGCUGGGCGUAGGUGUUGGCGUGGGCGUUGGUCCCGGUGGCGUGCCCAAUCCAAACCUCCAGCAGCAGCUGCAACAAGUGGCGCCAAACGUCGCCGCCAUGCAGCAGCAGCAGGCGCAACAGCAACAGCAGCGCAUGGUGCGUCCCAUGAUGAGCAACAACAACCCGGGGCUGCGCCAGCUCUUGCAGCAUCAGACCACGCCAGGCAAUCAGUUCCGGCCGCAAAUGGGCGGCCAGAAUCCCAAUCAAAUGGGAGCAGGCGGUCCAAUGGUCGGCAACCGCAACUUUGACGACGGGAACUAUGAGUUCAUGUAGGCUACUUAAGAGUAUCGUAUCGAAAACCAGGAUUAAGACAGUAAAAUAUUUUAUAAAAUCCA